UUGAAACAAGAAAAACUUUUAAUGGAAAAUAAAGUUAAGCGUCAACAUUUACUUCUUUCAAAACAACUUGAAAGCUCCAAGAAAUGCAAUAAAAUAUUCAGUACUAGUCUUUUAAAUCUGAAGAAAAACAAUUUUGCACUGAACAGACAAAUUAAUGCAACAGUUGAAAAAAUUGUUAAUAUCGAAAAGGAAAAUAGGAUUUUGAUUGAAAAUAACAGCAAGUUAGAGAAGGAAAUUAGUAAUCUUCAGCAGAACUGUGAUUAUAUGGAACAGCUUCUGAAUGAUGACAGGUCAAUUGAACUUUUUGAUAGCUCAACAAAUUCUUUCUCGGCUAAAACUAUGGAAUGUGUUAUGAAUUUAAGCAAUUGUAACGUUGCUCAUCAUAAAAUACCGGACGUUAUCAAAUCUGUUCUUGCGUUAGCUGACAAGGAGCCAGAUAGAGUCCCUAAAAGAGCUACAAUUGACAGUAUUGUUUCUGCAAAGGCAGUAAUUACUCAAAAACAUUUAUCAAAUGUGUUGCCUUCAAAACAGAAUCUUACAUUGUAUACAGAUGAGACAAGAAAAUUUGGAAAAACAUACAACACAUACAUUGCAACAGAUGAAAAUCAGUCCCCAUACUUUCUUGGGUUGCGUGAAAUGUACAAUAAGUCAGCUCAGACAGCAUUUGAUACUUUACUUUGUAUUUUACAAGAUUUGAGUGAUUCAGUUACAGAUCUAGAUAAUAAAGUUGGUGAUAAAAUUGUCAGUAACAUUGUAAAUACUAUGUCUGAUAGAGCAAGCACAGAAAAGGCAUUCAAUAAUAUUUUAGAGGAGUAUAGGAAGAAAAUCCUCCCAACUGUUACAGAUGGCUGGACUGAUUUAAGUAGUGAACAGCAAACAUCAUUGACAAGUAUGCAUUCAUUUUUCUGUGGAUUACACCUUUUAGUUGCUUGUGCAGAGGUCAGUCAGAAGUGUCUGCUAGAGUAUGAGAAAACACUGAAGGAAAACAUUGGAUUAGAGAGAGAUGAUGAAAUAAAGUCUGAAUAUUUAAAUACAUCAGAGUGUGCUACUGUUCGGUUAAUCAGAGCUGCUAGUAAAUGUUUGUCAAGGGGUGGGGAUGAAAAAAGUGGAUGUUUCAGUGAUUUUCAAGCAUACCUUUCUAUGUCUGGAAGACGUGUAAAAUUCAUAAGAUUCCAUGGGAACCGGUUUAAUGUCAUAUUUCUGUUAGCUGAAGUACUUUACUAUCAUAGAAAUGAUGUAGUUUAAUUUUUCGAGGAAAUACAUAUUCCAAGCAAUAAACUUCAGAAAGCUGUUUUGAUGGAUGCAAAAGAAAAGAUUCUGAUAUCAGGAUGCAAAGUACUUGGACUUAUUUCAAAGCUUGUCACAGCACCUCUGUGGCGGGUACUAGAAAGUGGCACACAUAUUUUACAGAUGAAUGAUAAUUACCAUGUUUUGCUCCAGUAUUUGGAUAGAAUUUCUAAAGAUCCUGCAGAAUUUCUAUUGGGGGACUGUUGUGCAUUCAAUGAACAGUAUAUUCACAGGGAUGAAGUUUUUUGAGUGUCUUGUACAACCAAAUGAUGACAUUGACCAUUAUGCAGAGCAGAUAGUGAAAACAUUAGCUACAGCAUUACAUUCAUUACUUGAGAGAAUGGUUGG
Ruditapes philippinarum (Manila clam) is the source of this 1635-nucleotide messenger RNA. RefSeq lists its product as uncharacterized. Bases 22 to 1245 code for a protein of 407 amino acids. The transcript has a single exon. Gene Ontology annotation, molecular function: 3'-5'-RNA exonuclease activity. NCBI's taxonomy places the organism in Eukaryota, Metazoa, Mollusca, Bivalvia, Venerida, Veneridae. The record is from RefSeq and is a predicted model, not a curated record.